AUGGCCAUGAACUCUAGAAGGGAGCGUAAUGCUAGAGUUGCUCUUUUUGAUGGUAUUGAGGAAGGGGGUAUCAGGGCUUCAUCUUCUUAUUCCUCUCGUGAAAUUGAUGAACAAGAGAAUGACAGAGCAAUAGAUGGGUUGCAAGACCGAGUUAGUCUGCUGAAAAGAUUGUCAGGUGAUGUACACGAGGAGGUUGACGCUCAUAAUAGUAUGCUGGACAGGAUGGGCAAUGACAUGGAUGCUUCAAGGGGAGUUUUAUCGGGAACCAUGGAUAAGUUUAAGAUGGUAUUCGAGACCAAAUCAAGCCGGAAUAUGUUUACACUUGUGGCAUCGUUUGUGCUAAUUUUUCUCAUUAUUUACUAUCUCACUAGGACUCCCAUGCAAACGUUUGUGCACUUCAAUACUUUGGCUUUUAUCAAUCUAUGGAUGUUCGACAGUAGAUAUGAGAAUGGAAAGAAUAUGUUCGUCUCCAAUGUUUAG
Molecule: messenger RNA, 480 nt
Organism: Fraxinus pennsylvanica
Lineage: Eukaryota; Viridiplantae; Streptophyta; Magnoliopsida; Lamiales; Oleaceae
Source: the annotation of a GenBank genome assembly